Molecule: messenger RNA, 8172 nt
Organism: Syngnathus typhle (broad-nosed pipefish)
Lineage: Eukaryota; Metazoa; Chordata; Actinopteri; Syngnathiformes; Syngnathidae
Gene: dot1l
Product: DOT1-like histone H3K79 methyltransferase
Exons: 28
Coding region: 382-5106 (1574 amino acids)
Biological process (GO): DNA repair; DNA damage checkpoint signaling; regulation of transcription regulatory region DNA binding
Cellular component (GO): nucleus
Molecular function (GO): histone H3K79 methyltransferase activity
Source: RefSeq, a predicted model, not a curated record
UUUUUGUCAAAGUGGCACAAGCCAUUCGCUGUCAUGGUUUCCCGACCUCAAAUCGCCAUCCCCUUCGGUGACGUCACCCUCCCCUGUGUGUGUGGCCUCCUGCCAUAGUUUUUCAAUGCCGGGCAAGAUGGCGGCCACACAGGAGCGGUGUUAUUGCCAGUGGUCAUAAAGGGAGCAUUUUAUUGAAAAAUCGAAACCAAGUCAGACGUCACAUUGUGCUUGUCCCACGCCUCGACGCCUGUUUGGGCGGGCAGUUUUUGUUUUUUUCCUUGAAAACACGCUUUGACCCACCUCAACAUGUUCACGUUGUAGCUCGCGGACAGCAGUCUACCAGCUAGCCUAGCUCGCUAGCCGUAAACCCAAGCCGCCGUCAAGUGGAGAAUGGGGGAAAAGCUGGAGCUCCGGCUCAAAUCUCCGGUUGGAGCUGAAGCCGCUGGCUACCCUUGGCCCUUACCGGUUUACGCACAUUAUUACAGUAAAUUCUCUUUCCAGGAUAAACACCACGAUGCUGCCCAUGAAAUCAUCGAGACCAUUCGGUGGGUGUGUGAGGAGAUUCCGGACCUCAAGCUGGCAAUGGAAAACUAUGUGCUCAUUGACUAUGACACCAAGAGUUAUGAGAGUAUGCAACGACUGUGUGACAAAUACAACAGGGCCAUUGACAGCAUUCACCAGCUGUGGAAAGGGACCACCCAGCCCAUGAAGUUGAACAAGCGCCCUUCCAACGGGCUCCUGCGACACAUCCUCCAGCAGGUGUACAACCACUCGGUGACCGACCCGGAGAAGCUCAACAACUACGAGCCCUUCUCGCCCGAGGUUUACGGAGAGACCUCCUUCGACCUGGUGGCGCAGAUUAUCGACGAGAUGGAAAUAAUGGAGGAUGACACCUUCGUGGAUCUCGGCAGCGGCGUGGGGCAGGUCGUGCUGCAGGUUGCUGCGGCGACCAACUGCAAACACUACUACGGCGUAGAGAAAGCAGACAUUCCAGCAACCUAUGCAGAGUCCAUGGAUAAAGAGUUUAAAAAGUGGAUGAAAUGGUAUGGGAAGAAACACGGGGAGUACACUCUGGAAAGAGGAGAUUUUCUGUCCGAAGAAUGGAAAGAAAGGAUCGCUACCACAAGUAUUAUUUUUGUGAAUAAUUUUGCCUUUGGUCCAGAGGUAGAUCACCAACUGAAGGAACGUUUUGCUAACAUGAAGGAAGGUGGAAAAAUUGUAUCCUCCAAACCAUUUGCACCGUUAAACUUUCGAAUAAACAGCCGAAACUUGAGCGAUAUAGGCACAAUAAUGCGUGUGGUUGAGCUCUCGCCGCUGAGAGGCUCCGUGUCCUGGACGGGAAAGCCGGUCUCCUACUACCUGCACACCAUAGACCGCACCAUACUUGAAAACUACUUUGCCAGUCUAAAAAAUCCUAAACUCAGGGAAGAGCAAGAGGCAGCCCGGCGACGUCAGCAGAAAGAUACUAAGGACAGCAAAAGCAAUAGCACCACACCCACCAAAACUAGGGACCAAAACAAGGAUUCGUGUGGGGAGGAGGAGCGUCUCCCUUUGGUGCCUGUGGCCAAGCCCCCCGCCAAACCCCGGCAAACAAAACUGCUGGCCAAGGGUCGCAAGCUGAACAACAAGAAGAGGGGUCGACCCAAGAAGGCGGCGCCGGCUGCCGACAAGAAAAAGACCCAGAGCGCGUUGGAUCUGCUGCACGCCAAGACCCUUUCUGCAGCGCCACCUCAGGAUGCAUACUUGCAACCGCGGAGUCCCUUCUACCAACUACCUCCAAAGCUUCAGCACUAUCCAGCCAAUCAACUGCUGCUGAGCCCAACCCCUCCCGGUCUGCAACACUUGCUAGAUAGCAUCAAAGUUCAAUACCUCCAGUUUAUGGCCUACAUGAAGACUCCUCAGUAUCAAUCCAAUCUGCAGCAGCUUGUAGAGCAGGAGAAGCAAAAACACAGGGAUUUGUCCGUGCAGGCGGAGCAGCUCCAUUCCAUCUGUCAGACUCACAAGGACAAAAUCAAAGGUCUCUUUCAGAACAAACUGGAUGAGCUGGGCGUGAAAGCUCUGACUGUGGAGGACCUGCUGCAGGCGCAGAAGGAGAUAUCGGCCCACAACCAUCAGCUGAAAGAGCAGACCAAACAGCUUGAGCGAGACAUGGUUUUGCUGCGAGAUCACAGCGUGCUGCUGCUAAAGUCUCGAUGUGAGGAGCUGAAGUUGGAUUGGGGCUCGUUGUGUCUGGAGACUCUGCUGAAGGAGAAGCUGGCCCUGCGGAGACAGAUCUCUGAGAAGCAGAGGCACUGCUUGGAAUUGCAGAUCAGCAUUGUGGAGCUAGAGAAAAGUCAAAGGCAACAGGAGCUUCUUCAGCUCAAAUCAUACAGCCCUCAUGAGGGCUCCCCGUACCGCAAGAACCAGGAAUCCCGUUCGUCCGCCGACAUGGACGCCUCCAAGUUCGGCCUGUCAUCAGUCCCAGCUGUCAAUGGCAUAAGCCCAGAACGCGCUAUCAACGGUACCGGCUCGCCCUCUUUCGAGCGCGGGAACACCAAGACGGAGCUUCUUUCGCGCUAUCUGCCAAUCUCUCCUGACCACGACGCUGCGGCAGCCAUGCCCGAGGCUCGACAGAGGCAGCACGUCUCCCACGCUCUUCCCGACUACACGCGCUUCUCCCCCGCCAAAAUUGCCUUACGCAGGCACCUCAACCAAGAACCCACAGCCGCCGGCCACUUGAGGGGCCCCGGGCUUCCCACGCACAGAGGGGAAAUGGGUGGCCUUAACUCUCCUCUCGGAGCCAAGCAGGGCAGCCCUUGCCCUCAUGCAUUGGAUGCCCAGAAUACUCCAAAAAGCACUGAGAGGGGUGGAAAAGAGAAGAGUCCAUCUGUUCCGGCAGACAGCAGUAUCACAAGCCUUCCAAUAAGUAUUCCACUGAGCACUGUUCACCCAAGCAAACUUCCAGUCAGCAUUCCACUCGCCAGCGUGGUGCUGCCCAGUCGUGCUGAGAGACUGAGAAGCACUCCUAGUCCUGUGUCUCAGACCAGCCAAGUUAAUGGAUAUUCAUCUAGCUCAGGGCUCAUGAAUGGAGGUCCCCACCCAGAGGAACAAAAUGGUGCUUCUUCAUCGCCUCCACACACAAACACGCCUCUGGCGGGACCCAUGAGCAGAGGAGGUCCAAUCCAGAGCCCCCCACUCAGCACCGGAGGGGUUCUUCAUUAUGCAGACGGACCGCCGAGGAUCGUUUCAGAAGACGGCCAGGAACGCCAAGAGACCGAGUCGGACACUGAGCCCCAGGACAAUGAACUGCGGAGGAGAAUCUUUUUCUCUUCUUCCUCCUCCUCUUCCUCAUCAUCGGGCAGCGGUGGAUUGCGCCUCCACCUUCACGCCGGCAGCUCCACCAAGCAGGGAUACCACAGUAACCACGGAAACCCCAACCAUCAGUCACCCGGCACACAGCGCGCACACACGCCCCCCACGCACACGUCGGCAUUGUCACACUCCACGCACGGCCUCGCUCCUCAAGACGGACGCAAGCGAGGGAGGCGGAAGCGCGGCUCCACGGGGGCCGUCGCUGCCACCGGCUCACCAAAGAGGAGGUCUUUCCCCGGCGUCAGUGCAAACAACCACUCCUCCGGGUCCCCACUCAACAUUAAUUCCAUGGUGAACAACAUCAACCAGCCCCUGGAGAUCGCGGCCAUCUCCUCGCCGGAGCAAUCGAGCCGCAGCCCCAGCGUGCCAACCCCGAACCAACCUCCAAUUCUGAAGAGGGAGCGCCCCCUGGAGGUCAACGGCACUGCUCGUUACUCCUCCGCCCCCAGCACUGAUGAUGAGGACUCAGGAUACCCGGUUGACGCCACCAACUCACGGAUUGAAAGGAAAAUUGCUACGAUAUCCCUGGAAAACAGAGAUGGAGCCAGUAGACUUGGAGAUGGUGAUAGAGGCAGGAAAUCAGGCAGCAGCAGCGGUAACAGCACAGGCAGCGAGGCCUCCUCCUCCUCCUCGUCAUUGUCCUCCACAAGCAAAUGGAAGUCAACCUUUUCACCCAUUUCGGACCCCAAGCAACCCAACUCCGACCUGAGGCAAGGGGGCUCUCCGUUUGCUAUGGGAGGCUCAAACUCGGACGCUGAUUACAAACAACACCAUCAACAGGCCAGGAAGGGAAGCGACGGAGAGUUAUCCAGCUACACCAAUCCCAACCCUUUCCUCAGCCAAGAAGCCAACAACAGAAGCACAGGUAGCGGAGGAGGUCAGGCGGGCGGCAGUUCAGACCCCCGCCAGGUUUUACAGAAGCAGAAGGCCCCUCGGGACUGGGAGCUAAAGACGAGCGGCGGCCACUCAAGUCAGAACAUUUUCAUAGCUGCGGCCGCCAGCAGCGGCGCAGGCAUUCUGAGCGGCAAAAUCGGGGGCAGCCCCGUCACCGUUUCGACGGGAUCUUCCGUGGGUCAGUUCCUGGGUUCGCAGUUCCCACUCGGAGGGGCCUCGGUCUUACAGUCGUUGUUCGGGGCUCAGACGGGAAGCUCCGGCGCGAGCGCCAACACACGGCUGGUCAACGGACACUCUGGCCUGGGCAGCUUCUCUAGCGCUGGGCUUGCUGGCGGGGCAGCAGGAGGUACCUUUCACCACGCGGUUCCCUCUGUGUCCUCGCAUCGUCAGUUUGGGGCGUCGCUGCCCCCUUCUGGAGGCCUUGGCUCUCUGCUCAGUCUCUCGUCCUCGCAACCCGCUUCCGCGCCCUCGCCUCUCCCUCCCUGCCCGUCGCAGGCCCAGCAUAGUCGCACCCAGACGGUGCUGCACAGCCCCUCCCCUCUGCCCCCUCCGCCGCCCCUGCACAGCGCCCCCUCCUCCACAGCGCCACCCCCGCCCGUCAGCCCCCCAUCGCGUCUCCCGCAUUCCUCGCUUCAUCACCAGAGGGUGCACACCCUCACUGUCUCCUCCUCUUCCUCGUCUGUCGUUCUCUCUGCCACCUCUUCUUCCUCUUUGUCGUCUUCCGCGUCUCGCCCAUACGCAGUCCACUACUCCCCCCGCUUGCCCCCGCCACCUCCCGCCAGCAGCUCAGGUGGUGGCGGGAGUAUGCGGAGGACUCAGCAUGGCAUCUUCACCACCACCACCCCGCUCCCCGGCUCCCGACCGAGAUAGGUUGUGGGGCUGAGGGAAUAGGGGGAAGGUGGUUUUGCGGGCAAUCAGAGAAAGAGAGCGAGAGAGGGAGAGGGAACAAGAAAGAGACUUAUAGGGAGUCACUGUUCUAAAUGAGCAAGGUAAGUUAACCCUGCAAUAUGAGAAAGGAAAUUAUUGUUGAGUAUGACCAGAUGUUUGCCCCUCUUUCACUGCCUAGUUCCGGGUUUGGGUCGAUGUUGCAGCCAUUCAUUUUCUACCCCUGCAUACUAGCAAUGUAGCAUCAGUGGAGUCACCUAUUCAGUUUUUUGUCGUGAAUAUAUUGUCAUGAACUAUUUAAAAAAAUAAAAAUAAAAUGCUGACCCUCAUUUGGCUUAUUGGAGAACUAUCCCUUAUCUACUGCCACCUAGUGGAAUAGAAUGGACAUGUGCAUUCCUCGCAAAACAUGCAGCAAAUAAUUUUGGAUACAAUAAGUGAAAUUUAGUCAGUAGCUAAGGGUACAAUGGGCUAUGCCAGACUGGACCACUUGCGGACUAAAAAAAAAACCCAAAUAAGUUGAACCAUGCAUUAGAAUAGGGGCAAUUUACUUGUCUGUUUUCAUGGUCAAAUGAUUAAAUGCAUCUUCUGUUUUGUAUGGCCUUUCAGGUAAUUGCUGAAAACUACCUCAACAUAAAAAAAAACAACCUAUGCAAACGUUCAAGUGUGGACCCAAGGCACUCUGCUCCUCACUCACUGGUGCUUUAAUACGUCGUCUAUACUACCAAGACCGUCUCCAAGACCGGCCUCUGUACUGGGACUUGCAUACGCGCACACACACACACACACACACACACACACAAACAUGCUGCAGUGAUCAUCAUGAGCAGAAUUCAAAGGAACCGGUUGUGUUUAAAUGUCAAUUGUUGUUGGAUACAGCUUUUUUAGAUAGCAGUCAGAAAUGAAUUAAAACAGCAAGCACGCAACUUCUCUUUUGAGGAAGCAUCUUCCUAUAUGACCCGUCCAUUGAUUUCUGCUCAGCCAUCACUAGCAUGUGCUUUUUUCUUCUUCUUUUUUUUCUCUUUCUUACAUCUGACCUAUGAAACAAGAUGAGGAAAUUCAUGUUUUAAGUCCACACUGGAUAACAACGUACCGUUGCAUUUGUAGCAUAAUGCUUUCGUGUCAGGAUCCACCCAUCUUUACAUAUAAAUAAAAAACACAAAAAAAAACAAAUCCGGCUGCUUUAAGCUCGCAGAGCUCUUAAUUUCCUAACUAACUGGAUCAAAGCAAUUCCGCGGUUCCUUUUCUCCUCGGUAACAUCAGACUUUUAACAUAUCAGUGGAGAUUACUGAUGUCUAAAAAAAGUUUACUUCAACAUCCGUUCAUAUCUGCCUUGUUCUGAAACAUUGAAGGCCUGAACAUGAAUGGAUAUUCUGCUACACAAUGGUGCUCCGUGUUCGCUCUCUGUGGCACUGCUGUCGAGUUAAGUGAAGCUAAAUCCAGGUAGAUAAUACAAAUAAUAAUAAUGACAGGAAAAAAACAGGCACUGCAUGUGUUUCCGUAUUUAUUAUUAUUACAUGUUUUUCUAAGUGGCACUACUUUGACAACUUCUCAAAGCAGGAUGUUUUUAACCUCUUCUUAAGAUGAACUUUGUAUAUUUAUUUGUGCUGCUGGGUGCUGCGGAUGAACACCGAGGUUUUACGACUCUAAAAUGCAUACACACAUAAACAAACACACACACACACACUGGGAAAAUCUUUUUACCGUUUGCAGCAUCUAACUACUGGACUAUUUCACACCUUUAUUUUUGUGUUGUCUUUUUUGUGUUUGUACUGUGAAUAUGAUUAUUUCUCUUGAGUGUACAGUUGUUAGAUUUAUAUAUUUAUGCCCCCCCACCCCUUUUCUCUCUCUUUUUUUUUUCCUUCUAAAAUGUGUUGUACAAUGCAAUAUAGUAUGUGACUGUCAGAAAACAAUGGUGCUAAAUUUGGACCGUGCCUGAUACUAUUUAUUCUUCCAGUGAAAAAAAGCAUCCCCCCCAAAAAAACAAAGGCGACACAGAGUGCUGUAUACGGGGAUUUAUUUUUUAUUUUUUUGUAAAUUUACCUUUUUGGCCUUUAAUUUCUUCUAUUUAAUAUUGUAUUGGAGUGUACAACACUUUUGGAUAAACAACAUUCAGUGAAAAAAAACAACAACACUGUUUUGUACAAAAGCGCCAACGCAAAGCUAUAUUUAAUAUGUAAUUAUGUAUGUUUAAAUCUAUAUAUAUGAGGAAAAAAAAUCUAUCGGUGCUGCAUUGUGAUUCCCACGUUCAGUCUUCAGCCACCACAUGACCUUAACAAACAUGGCGGCACACAACGUGCCCAGGUGCUGUGGCGGAGCGACCACGACAGGAUGUUUUCCUGUACCUUUUUUGUUGUUUUGUUUUCUUAAACUCUGCAGGAAAAAAACAGACAGAUGGUGCUUCUCUUUUUAAACCUCAAAUUGAACAAUUAAUGGUGCAAACAAAGCGACGCGUCUUACAGAUAAAGCCCGCUUGUAGAUUUGGUGGGUACUGCCAGAGCAGAGCCGCGUUUGUUUGUAGUGUGUUUGUUUGAUCGCGAUUGCUGACUGGUGUGGUGGUGAACCGGUGGUCCGUAGGCCACAGAAAUAGAACCCAGGAAUACUCAAUGCUCAAAAAAGGUUUGUUGGGCCUUUGGUGGAAAUUAGGGGUUCCCCACCACAUUGUAGUCUGUUUGUAACCAGCACUGAGUCUUUUUUUUUUUUUUUUGGGUUAAAUCAUUGUGUCAUAUCUCUGCGGUCUUACAGAUUCCUGUCCUGUUUGUAGAAAUGCUCGUCAGUCAAGACAACUUGGUGCUACUUCCCAUAAAAAGAGGACAGGACGUUUGCAACUCAUCGUUCAAAAACCGUGACGCUUCUGCCAUUGUUUCCCUCUCGCUGGGCAGCUUUCCCGGAUGUGCAAGUGAGAACCUGCUUUUUAUCGCAGCUUUUGUUUUUGUAACGCAGCCAAACCAUGGUGCUUGUUUCUAUACCAUUUCAGAUUUGUUAGCCAUUCAAAGGGUGUCCGAAUUUUGUCAUGUUUUUGUUUUACAAAUAAAGAUUAAAAUAUAUAUUAAA